Molecule: messenger RNA, 3045 nt
Organism: Brassica oleracea var. oleracea
Lineage: Eukaryota; Viridiplantae; Streptophyta; Magnoliopsida; Brassicales; Brassicaceae
Product: protein QUIRKY-like
Exons: 1
Coding region: 1-3030 (1009 amino acids)
Source: RefSeq, a predicted model, not a curated record
AUGAGUAACUUAAAACUUGGCGUUGAAGUCAUAAGCGUAAGACUCAAACCUAGAGAGGAGAGAGCUCAUCAAGGAGAUGGAUAUGGUGGUGUUAACGCCUUCGUGGAGCUACGAUUCGACGGUCAGAUCGUCAAAACCUCGACAAAGAUCGACGAUGCGAGUCCUGUAUGGAACGAGAAGUUCUUCUUCAACAUCUCAGAUACAGAGGAUCUAUCGAAUCUGAUCCUUGAGGCUAACGUUUACAACAAAACAAGCAGUAUAACGAAGUCCUGUCUCGGUAAGAUCCGGAUCUUCGGAACUGCGUUCGUGCCUUACUCUGAAGCUGUGGGGAUGCAUUACCCUCUCGAGAAAGAGAAACGAAGCGUUUUCUUUUCUGCCGUUAGAGGUGAGCUUGCUCUGAAAGUGUAUGUAACUGAUACCCCCUCUCUCAAGGUACCGAAUAUAAACCCUACAAAGAAGGUUACUUCUCACACAAGGCACAAGUUCCACAACAUCCCCACAACAGAGAUAAGUAAACCUAGGCAACAAAGAGAUCCGGAACCGCCUCAACCGCAACAGCUUCAACCACAACAGCCUCAACCGCGAUCGCCUCAACCACGACCACCUAAACCGCAAUCGCCUCGACCACAACCACCACGACCAUCAUCGCCUCAACUGGAACCGCUUCAAACGCUAUUGCCACAACCGCCGCCGGUUAUCGGAGUUUCUAGGUUUCAGGCGGCUAGAUAUGAUUCUCCGGUACCGGCAGCAAUGGGAUUUGAUCCUACUCCACCAGAUUUUUCAAUCAAAGAGACGAAUCCGAUUCUCGGAGGAGGCAGACAAGCAAGAAACAUCAGAGCUCAUGAUCUCGUCGAGCCGAUGGAGUUUCUUUACGUCAAAAUCGUAAAAGCACGAAAUCUUCCGACAAUGGACCCGACAGGAAGUCUAGACCCCUACGUCGAAGUCAAACUCGGAAACUUCACGGCAAGAACAAAACACUUCGAGAAGAAUAAAAACCCUAUCUGGAACGAAGUCUUCGCCUUCUCCAAAUCCGACCAACAAUCAGACCAUCUCGAAGUCAUCGUCAUGGACAAAGACGUAAUCAAAGACGACUUCGUCGGUUCAAUCCAGUUCGAUCUCCGUGAGAUUCCGACACGUGUUGCACCAGACAGUCCUUUAGCUCCAGAAUGGUACGUAGUCAACGUCGAGAAAGGAGGAGAGAUUAUGUUAGCUGUUUGGUUCGGUACACAAGCCGACGAAGCAUUCUCAGACGCGACGUACUCGGACGCUUUAACGGCUUUAAACAAAUCGAGCGUUCGUUCUAAAAUCUACCAUUCUCCGAGGCUAUGGUACCUUCGUGUUAAUGUUAUCGAGGCGCAAGACUUGGUUAUCGUACCGGACCGGACUCGGGCUCCAAAUCCGUAUGUUAAAAUCAAGUUAGGUAACCAAAUGGUUCGAACCAAACCGAGUCAGUUGCUUAAUCCUAGAUGGAACGAGGAGUUUACACUUGUCGCGGCUGAACCGUUUGAAGAUCUUGAAAUAUCAAUCGAAGACCGGGUGGCGGUUAACCGAGAGGAAACACUGGGAUUGGUUAAGAUACCGUUCGAUAUAAUCGAAAGACGAGUUUCUGAUAACCGGAUAGUGCCUAACCGUUGGUUUAGUCUUAAGUUUGAGAACCAAAGGAGGGCCAGAGUCGCUACUACUAGGAUUCUUCUGAAUGUUUGUUUAGAAGGAGGCUAUCACGUUCUUGAUGAGUCUACUUACUACAGUAGCGACUUCAGACCGUCGAUGAAAGAGCUGUGGACACGUCAGCAGCCGUCGCUUGGUGUUCUUGAAUUAGGGAUUCUGGGAGUUGAAGGUUUAAACGUGAGUCAUGAUGGAAAGAAAGAGACGGUAGAUGCUUACUGUGUGGCUAAGUAUGGGACCAAAUGGGUCAGGACUCGGACCGUUACCAACUGUUUUAACCCGCGGUUCAACGAGCAGUACACAUGGGAGGUUUAUGAGCCAGCGACGGUAAUCACAAUCGGCGUUUUCGAUAACAACCAAAUCAAUGGUGGCAACAACAAAGAUGGGAAGAUUGGGAAAGUCAGAGUUCGAAUCUCGACUCUUGAAUCAGGAAGACUCUACACUAACUCGUAUCCGCUUCUCAUUCUUCGACCUUCGGGUGUCAAGAACAUGGGCGAACUACAUUUGGCUAUUCGGUUUACUUGCACCUCCAUGUUUCAAAUGUUGGUUCAGUACUGGAAACCGCUUCUUCCCAAGAUGCAUUACGUUAGACCGUUGAAAGUAGUGCAUCAGGAGAUUCUCAGACAGCAUGCUGUUAGCCUAGUGGCGGCUCGGUUAAGCAGAACCGAGCCGCCUCUUAGGAAAGAAGUGAUUGAAUACAUAACCGGUUUGGAUUCUCAUUUCUGGAGCAUUAGGAAAAGCAGAGCAAAUUUCUUUAGACUAAAAUCGGUUUUAUCUGGUUUACUCGGUACCGGAGAAUGGUUUCAAGAUAUCUGCACUUGGAAGAAACCAGUAGCGUCUGCAGCGGUUCAUAUACUCUACUUGGCCUUUGUGUGUUUGCCGGAGAUGAUUCUUCCGAUAACAUCCCUUUUGUUGUUCAUGCUUGGUGUAUGGAACUACAGACUGCGUCCCAGACAACCUCCACACAUGGACACAAGACUUUCAUUUGCAGACAACGUUCACCCUGAAGAGCUUAACGAAGAGUUCGACACGUUUCCAUAUUCUUCUGAAGACCCGGCGGUUGUGAAAAUGCGGUACGAGCGGUUGAGGAGUAUAGCGAGCAGAGCUCAGACUGUUGUGGGAGACAUAGCUGGUCAAGGAGAGAGAGUUCAAGCUCUGUUAAGCUGGAGAGAUCCAAGAGCAACGUCCAUCUUCAUGGUGCUUUUUUUGGUUUCUUCAGUGGUUUUGUACGUUGUGCCGUUUAAGGUUUUUGUUCUUCUUGGUGGAUUGUACAUCAUGAGACAUCCAAGAUUCAGGCGAAAGACACCUCCUGGUCUUGUUAACUUCUUCAAAAGACUACCUGCUAAAACAGACUGUAUGUUGUAGAAUGUAAUAACAUUA